Adineta steineri is the source of this 2568-nucleotide messenger RNA. The record is from the annotation of a GenBank genome assembly. NCBI's taxonomy places the organism in Eukaryota, Metazoa, Rotifera, Eurotatoria, Adinetida, Adinetidae.
AUGGCUAGUGCUAGUCAAUCAAAUGAUGUCUCUCACGGUAAAUCUGACGAGAUGCAUCUUGAAAUUUUCUGUCUACUCUGGCUCGAUGCUAGUUCAGGCACUAAAGAAGGUCGCGAUACUGAACCAAAAUUACGUUCUAUCAUUAAUCAUCUUAAGAAAUUUCAUGAUACAGCCCAAUGUCAAAAAUAUAUUCAUGAACGAUCAACCAAAGAACGAGUAGUUAUGAUUGUUAGUGGAAGAUUCGGACGAGAAAUCGUUCCUUCUAUUCAUCAUCUUAGACAAGUUAUAUCAAUUUAUGUAUAUUGUAUGGAUAAGGAAGGGAACGAAAAAUGGGCUCGGAACUACAAAAAAAUAAAAGCUGUUGUAGUUAAUCUUGAUGAACUUGUUUCUCGAAUUAAAGCUGAUCAUAAAAUUCAAAAGAUGGUGGAAGAACCAUUAUCAAUUAUUAUUUUUACUAAAGGUGGUGAUGCAGGUAGUUCAACAACAGGGUUAAAUGGUGAAUUUGUUUUUUCACAACUUCUCAUUGAUUUUCUUAUUCGACUGCAGUACACUGAAGAUGAAAAAAAAGAACUUAUUGAUCUUUGUAAAAAACAAUAUACUGGUAACAAUGAUGAAUUGAGUAAUAUUCGUGAAUUUCGUGAAAGAUAUUCAUCUAACAAAGUUUUAUGGUGGUAUACACGAGAAUCGUUCUUUUACAAGACCCUUAAUGCCGCUCUUCGUACUCCAGCAGAUAUUCAUACAAUAUUUCUAUUUCGCAAAUAUAUCGCUGAUAUCCAAAAUCAAUUAAAGAGGCAUCAAGCUAAAAACCGUCUUCGAGUUUAUCGAAGUCAAAUGAUGUCAAAUAAUGAACUAGAAACUUUGAAACAAAAUUGUGGUAAAUUCAUUUCUAUCAAUUCAUUUUUUUCUACCAGUUCUGAUGAACAGCAAGCUCUGUCAUUUCUCAAAAAUUCUGAUGAUACAGAAAAUUUACAAGCAGUAUUAUUUCAAAUUGAUGCUGAUCCUAAGAUGGCAACUGCAAAACCAUUUGCUGAUAUCACUGAAUUAAGUGAAUUCAAAGGUGAAGCUGAAGUUCUUUUUAUGUUGGGUUCCAUUUUUCGAUUGGAUAGUGUCAAGCGCAGCAAAAAUAGUCAAGUAUGGAUCAUUGAAAUGACAUUGUGCAAUGAUGAAGAACAUGACUUGAAACAAGUUCUCAUAGAUAUGAAAGAGCAGUUUAUGAGCGAAGGAAUAAAUCUUCAAGGAUUAGCAAAAAUAUUACGGGGAAUGAGCCAAAUUAACCUGGCUAGAAAAUACUUUAUCCGUUUGUUAGAACAACUACAACUCAAUGACCCUUUACGGAUUGAUUUGUAUCAAGAUCUAGGCGAACUUGAAUCACAUGCCGGUGACUUGGACAAGAGUAUUGAAUGGCACCGAAAAGCAAGUGAAUUGAGAAAACAAAUUCAAUCUACUUCCUCUUCCACCAUUAGUAAACCAAAGAAUCCUUUUAAACAGCCUUCACUCAACGAUCCUUCACAAACUGAUUUGUAUCAAGAUCUGGGCAAACUUGAAGCACAUGCUGGUCACCUGGACAAUAGUACAGAACGGCACCGAAAAGCAACUGAAAUGAAAAAUCAACGUCAAUCUUCUUCUUCCUCCAGCAUUAAUAAACCAAAGAAUCCUUUUAAACCAAAAUCCAACAAAUGGAAACAAAAUGCUAUCACUGUGGCUGCUGGAAAUGGACAGGGACAACAAUUAAAUCAACUCUAUUUUCCUAACGGAAUUUUUAUUGAUAAAAACAAAAAUAUUUUCAUUGCUGAUUUUAGUAAUCAUCGUAUUGUUGAAUGGAAAUGUAAUGCAAAGGAAGGACAAAUCAUUGCAGGUAGAAAUGGAGAAGGAAAUCGAAUGGAUCAGUUGAGUUAUCCAACAGAUGUGAUUGUUGUUGUUGAUCAACAAAAUCACUCGAUCAUCAUUGUUGAUGGUGCGAAUAAACGAGUGAUUCAAUGGUUGAAUCAAAAGCAACAAAUUCUCAUUGACAAUAUUGACUGUUGGGGCUUGGCAAUGGAUAAAGAUGGAUUUCUUUAUGUUUCUGAUCGUGAGAGGAAUGAAGUGAAACGAUGGAAAAUGGGAGAAUAUGACAAUGAAGGAACUGUAGUGGCAGGUGGAAACGGACAAGGAAAUAAACGCAAUCAACUCAGUUAUCCUACUUUUAUCUUUGUCGAUGAAGAUCAAUCUGUUUAUGUAUCAGAUACUGGCAACCAUCGUGUGAUGAAAUGGAGAAAAGAUGCAAAAGAAGGAACAGUUGUUGCUGGAGGAAAUGGUCAAGGAGCAAAUCUAAAUCAGUUGUCUUUACCUUAUGGAGUAAUCGUUGAUAAUUUGGGUCGAAUCUAUGUGGCAGAUUUUCGGAAUGCUCGAGUAAUGCGUUGGUGUGAAGGAAAAGAAGAAGGUGAAAUUGUUGUUAGUGGAAAUGGUCAAGUAAAUCAAUUGAAUGGUCCCUGUGGUUUAUCUUUUGAUGAUGAAGGAAAUCUUUAUGUUGCUGAUUAUUCAAAUCAUCGAGUUGAAAAAUUUGAAAUAAUUUUGUCCAUGAAAUUUUGA